Messenger RNA from Uloborus diversus, 1005 nucleotides. RefSeq lists its product as uncharacterized. Bases 1 to 1005 code for a protein of 334 amino acids. The transcript is spliced from 2 exons. The record is from RefSeq and is a predicted model, not a curated record. Lineage: Eukaryota; Metazoa; Arthropoda; Arachnida; Araneae; Uloboridae.
AUGAGACUUUGUGAAGCAGGAUUUGAAACAAAUCCUUUAGCAGAAGCAUCAGAUGGUAUAUCUGCAUUUAUCCAUGCUGUGAAAACAACUAAUGUAAAAAUGUGUAGAACUCUUUAUGACUCGGCUGUCAAUUCUCAUUGGUUGUCCGGAAACUGCGUGAGGAAUCCAGAUAACUGCAUUGUUGAAAGUCUACAGUUAUUUAAAGCGCAGAUCCAAAAAGAUUGCAAAACAACAGAAAAUUUCGGAGGCUCUAAUCAACUGAUAAAAAGGAGUAAACUAGAUAGAAGUGAUUCAGAAUAUGUUUCUAAAUGUUUGGAUACAUGUUGCUACCCUUGGGAAGCAUUGGAAAUAAAAUUGCAAAUUUUCUUUAAAAAAAAUGAACUAAAGCAAAUGGUGUGCCGAAUAUUGCUCCUUAAGGUAUGUUCUCCUGAUUGUGUUCUGAAUCAAACUUUAAAAGAUAAAAUUUUUAAAGUAAUGAAUCAGAAGAUGAACUUUCUCUUUGAAAGAAUCCGUUUUAUAAAGCAAAUUCUAAUUGAUCAAGAUGAAGAAAUCAGUCAUUAUUUUCAGUGGGGAAGGAGUUUGGGUCUAAAGCAUCACACAAAGUUUCUAAUGGCUCAAAGAUUCAGAAAAGACAUGGCAUUUAGGGCUUCACUGGAGAUGCUUUUGCUCGAUUGUUCAAAUGUUUUCGAAAGAAAAGACCUCAAGGAUCUGUGGAAAAAAGCAGAAUAUUUUCUUUCUGGAAUAAACAUUGGAGAUGUGCUUGCGCAUGGAAAUGCAAUAUUGGACACUAUUGGUGGUAUGUUAGAUCCUAAAGACCUGCCAACUGAGUUAGUGGGGAAAAUGUUAGAGCUUGUUAAUGACAAAGAACACAUUAAUAAAAUGGUCGAGUUAUCUGAAGUAUGGUAUGAAAGCAAAGAUGCUUUUAGAGAUGCUCUCAGAGAAAAGGACUUGUGCAGGGACUGCACUAGGGUAGAAAGUUAUCUCGAGUUGAUGCCUUAUCAUUGA